Messenger RNA from Rubroshorea leprosula, 1640 nucleotides. The record is from the annotation of a GenBank genome assembly. NCBI's taxonomy places the organism in Eukaryota, Viridiplantae, Streptophyta, Magnoliopsida, Malvales, Dipterocarpaceae.
GACAAGCCCCCCCAAGCCACCGACUUUCUUCCCCCUUGAGAAACCCGGUGGGAUCUUGAUGAAUUCUCUUCCUUUCUUGUUAAAUCACAAGAUUUGAGGCUUAGAAUCUUCCCUGUCAACCCAGAAAAUCGCGGAUCUGUUCUGCUCUUCUCCCCUGUCCGCCGGCUGCUAUGUGGGUUUGAAUUUCUGGGCAUUUUUCGGUCCGUGAGUUCCCUGCAGCUUGCCGCCGGCUUCUUCUUCCCCUGCUUGCUCCGGUUCUUGCUGGAAAAUUCGGGUAUGAUGGACAGCUUCCUUUAAGUCCAAUUUUACCCAUUUAAUUGCUGAAAUUAUCCAUGUAAUUGCUGCCCCUGUAUUGUUCAAAUUUCUGCCGAAAUAUGGAAGAAUUUGGCAGCAUUUUAAACGUGUUUUUUUUAGCUUGAUUCAUGUAGAAAUAAACUUGUUUUUGGCUUGAAAUUAGCUGCUGUUCUGUGUGGGAAAUCCUGCUGUUUUGCCAAAAUGUUACUGUUCACGCGCAGCUACUGUUCACGCAGAAAAUUCUGCAAAUUGCUGCUGCGUUUUUCUGCAUUUUGCUACUGUUCCCGAUCAUUCUGUCAGUUAGCACUGAGAUUGAGUGCUCGGUUUUAUGCGAGUGAGGUAAGUAAAUCAUGGUAAAGCCCUUCGAUUUCAAAGCAUGUUUUAAUUGUUUUGAGAUGGUGGCAAGGUUGUAAUUGAUUUUAAAUUGAUUUUACCAGCACCUGAGUGUGAUUAAACUGAAAUGGAAGUUUUGAUGAUUUUAAUGAGAAUUUCAUGGUUUUUCUGGAAAUGAGCAUGAUUGACUUGAAAUAAGAUUAUUAGUCUUUUGUAUUGAUUUGAGCAUGCCUACUUGAAAUUUAAGUGAUUGUCCUGAUGAUUUGAAAGCGAUUGGUGAAUUAAGAUUUUUCUGUAAAUUUCUGCUUGUCUUGUCUCCGAUGUGGUUAUGUUAUUAAUGAUCCUGCUUUGAUGAGUUGAGAUUGAUUGUGAAUUUCAGAAGUUCUGUAAUCCUACAUGGUUUUGUCUCGGAUAUAGUCAUGAUUUCCGAUCCCCGCUAGUGGGUGUGUAGCAUCCCUGAUCCCCGCUAGUGGGUGUAACGCUAGCACUCCUGAUCCCCGCUAGUGGGUGUAACGCUAGCACAUGUCGACAUGUUUACUGAUAUGACCGGUUUGUUCUGUCGCCUGCCAGUGGGUUGUUAUAACACUGGCCAUGACUUAUAGAUGAGACUACUGAACUGAGUUUUCUUCUACAUUAGCGGUUUGUCAGGAAACGUUUUGUUGUUGAACUGAAUCCGAUUUUUGUUAUUGAGCGUUUGUUAUUUUGAACUGUUUAUCUGGCAUGCUAACAUUUUACUCACGGGCUAUCCAUAUUUUACUUACUGAGAUAUUUUAUCUCACCUCGUUUUCCUUGUCCACCAUUUCAAGAAGUGAAACCGAGGACGGGGAAAAGCAAGGGGAGUGACGAAUUAGAAGGCUAGCCAUCUUGUAAAGUGAAUAUAGAUUUGAGAUGUAGAUCGUGAUCUUAAGAGUUAGAGUGUAUGUGGAGAUUUUUGGUAUCAGAGCAGACUGUAAAGAUUUAUCUUGAGAUUUUGUGGUAUCAGAUUGUGAUUUGAAUAAGUUCUGAGCCUUGUG